Scomber scombrus (Atlantic mackerel) is the source of this 3203-nucleotide messenger RNA. Its product is annotated as zinc finger protein 420-like. The coding region runs from base 138 to 2663 and encodes 841 amino acids. Lineage: Eukaryota; Metazoa; Chordata; Actinopteri; Scombriformes; Scombridae. Gene Ontology annotation, cellular component: nucleus. Gene Ontology annotation, biological process: regulation of transcription by RNA polymerase II. The record is from RefSeq and is a predicted model, not a curated record. Gene Ontology annotation, molecular function: DNA-binding transcription activator activity, RNA polymerase II-specific; RNA polymerase II cis-regulatory region sequence-specific DNA binding. The transcript has 7 exons.
CCCACAGUGAACAACGUGUUUCAGGAAGAAGUUGGCGCCUGAAGCCCCGUAUACUGUUAGCUAACACGCUAACCGAAACGAUGAAAGAUUUUCUGCUGUAACAAUCCUGCCUUCCAUCGCUAUUAAAGUAUUCUUAAAUGAACGACAUGGAGUUCAGUGUCCCCCUGUCCUCACUGGCACUCCUGGUCCCACCGCUAAGAUUGAUGUCAGCAGUGAUGUGGGAAGUGGUGCGCCAGAGGAACAUAAAGCACUAUGGGAAGCUGGAGGAGUUUGUGUCCAUGGUAACAGAUGCGGUUCCUGAGCUGAUGAGUAAAAGAGAGGGGAGACUGCUCUCGCUGGGCCUGAGAGCAAGGACCACUCUCGAACUGUUGCGCUCUGAGCACCCUGAAGAUCUCAAGGCUGUCGAGAGCCACCUUAACAGAAUCCGCUCAUCCUGCAUAGAAGAAACGAAUGAUCCUGUAAUUGAAGCACCAGAAGCAAACUUUAUGAAGCUGGUACAAGGCCUCAUCGAAGACACUGAUGGCAGAGAACAUUUCCUCAAGAAUGUGUUUCCUGUGGAGUAUGGUCCUGACUUUGACACAGCACUGGAGACUCUGGUUUGUGAAUUCUUCACCAGGCUGGAAGAGCUGCUGCCAAUUCCAGAUUUCAAACAGACUGCAUCCUGGGUCAGUUCUGCUCCCUCUGUCCUAGAGGAGUACAUGCAGUGUGUCUCAAACGGAGAUGACCUCAAAUUUCUUCUCCAGAGUAAACAAUGCCAUGGAAAACUGGCAAAGAGUAGUGUUGCUCCGUUUCAGUCGGAUGAUCUUCUCAUUCCCUCGCUGUCUCUCCCUCCAUCGCUGGAAGUGGCCAUCGCUUCCCAUCCAAGUGCAUGUGAUGACGAAAACAACGACGUUCCUCAGAUCGUCAUGUUUGAUGAAGAACUGUCUACAAACCCUUCCACCUCGACCGACUUUCCUGAAUCGCCAAAAAGGACUGAUAUCUCCUCUUCUCCUCGUCGGAGACAGCAGCCGGGGAUGCACAAAUGCUCCGAAUGUGACAAAUGCUUCAAGCAUCACUCAGUCCUCAUUGAACACCAGAGAGUCCACAGCGGGCUGCAGCCUUACAACUGCUCUGAGUGUGGGAGGGCUUUCAGAACAGCCACGCUGCUGGCCGGUCACAGGCUCCGGAAAUGUAAAAAUGCUGCGUACCUGUGUAUUAAAUGCGGGAACAGUUUUCCAACUUCGCUGGACAAAUUCAGACAUCACUGUCCGAAAAGGGGCCGGAACUACGAUUGUGGGCACUGUGGAAAGAGUUUCCUAAAGUCCAGCAGCCUAAAGGAACACCUGCUGACUCACGUUCAAAGCCGCCUUUUCAAGUGCAGCCAUUGUGGCGUAGGUUUUUCAGGAAUUGGUGACCUGAAGUAUCAUCAACAGGUGGAUCAUGAUAAGCCCUAUCAGUGUAAGCAAUGUGGAAAGAGCUUCAUUUCCUCUAAGUGUCUGACCAAACACCAACAGCGGCAUGAAGAGGUUGGCGACAUGGUGACCACCACCAAAUUAAUGAGCGGGGGUAAACAUAGGAAAAGUGGCUCCGCUCACCGGACUUCCUCGACAUCUAUGUCCUCGAGGAAAAUGGCUGUCAAAGCGGUCUACGCACGAGGACGAGUCACUCACAACUGUCCGCUGUGUGGGAGGAGCUUCAAGUAUCGUUUUGAAUUUCUAGAACACCAGCGGUUCCACACCGCCGUCAAGCCUUACAAAUGCUCGCAGUGCGGCAAAGCCUUCCGCACAGAAGCUCACCUGUCCGGGCACAGGAAAAGGAAGUGCAAAAAUGCCGCCCACAUUUGCACCAAGUGUGGGUGUCAGUUCAGGUCUCUGCACGAACGCGUCAGACACCAGUGCGUGCAGCUGCUGACAAAAUACGAGUGCUCUCACUGCGGAAAGACCUUCAAGAUGGCUCACCUGCUGAGGAACCAUCAGAUGACGGAACACCAGCUUCCGUACAGCCCCAACCAUCGCUUCAGGUGCAGGUACUGUGACGAAACAUUCCCUGGGAUCAGCGAGCUCAAGUACCAUCAGAGGGUUGACCAUGAGAAACCCUACCAGUGCCAGGAAUGUGGCAAGUGUUUCCUGUCUGAGAAAUGCCUUUCCAACCACGAGCUGCGCCACAACGAUGACCGACCAGAGAGCUGCCUCGUCUGCGGUCGCGGCUUCAGAAACCGCUACGACUUGAAGCAGCACAUGCGCACUCACACAGGUGAACGACCGUACCAGUGCACUCACUGCUCACAGUGUUUCUCCACAGCGGGAGGACUGAGGAGUCACACAAGGGUUCACACUGGCGAGAAGCCACACGUCUGCCCGGAUUGCGGGAAGGCUUUCUCCCAGAUGGGCGCAAUGCGCACCCACAGGCUCACCCACACAGGAGAGAGGCCGUUCAAGUGCACAGUGUGUGGCAAAGGUUUCACGAUGGCGCAUAAAGUGACUGUGCACAUGCGCGUGCACACUGGAGAGCGGCCGUACGUCUGCUCUCAGUGUGGGAAAGCGUUCUCAGAUGGCAGCGUGCUAAAGCAGCACAUGCUGAACCACUCAGGGGUGAGACCGUACCACUGCCAGAUCUGUCCCAAGACCUACACCUGUCUGAACCACCUGAGGAGACACCUGAAAAGUCACUCUAACAUGAACUGAGACAGACACAAAGGCAAAUACAUACUGAAACACUGCAUUCAACGGAGUGGCUACUAGAAUGGAAAAGGACCAAUUAAACCAAGCAAUACAUGAAGGAACAUGAACAAUGUACGGUUGCUGUUGAAGUGGAGGUGAAAAGUUACAUUUCGUCUUCACUGUAAAGUUAAUGUUGUCACGACAGCUGUUUGACAGCCGCACAAGUAAAUAGUUCCCUUUUUUCUCUCAGACCCCAACAGGCUCAACAGCUUUUUCUUACAUCAGUUUGUCGUGCAUGAUUAUGUUGGGAUGUUACAGCAGAUGUUAUCUGGACAAGAUAUUGUAUGUUCAGAAGCUGUAAUAUGACUGAAGAUAUAUAUUUUUUGAAAGGCCACAAAAGUGAUAGAAGGGCAAAUUUGAGCCUUGUAAAUAUACUGAAAGAGUGCAAAUUUAAAAAUCUGUCACCAUUUAUUUCAACAUGACGUAACUAUUUCUUCUUGGCCUUUUAUAUCCCUGCUGUGGUUUGCAAGGUUUAUGAAGUGCAAAUUAAAAGACCUUGGUUAC